CGUACAACUUGUUAGUAUCGUACUACUGCUUGUACAACUGUUAAUAAACCCGCAGUUAUUCGACCAAGUGAAAUACCGAAGAAACGGCCAUCGCUAUGAACGGAAAUCUCGUAUUUUGUUUUGCCGUCGUCUUCGUCGCACAGGUAAACUCUGAUAUUUAAUUUUCGUAUUAAUUUAUUAUUAUAGUAUUUAAAUGUUGACGAAUGUUAAUGAUAUUUUCGAAUAACCGCCGCGUUUAAUUGGCUAAACAUUUUGAGUUCUUUUUCAGCGUCUUAGUUAAUUUUUAUUAAGGGCAGUUCUGUAAAGAAUACUUUUAUUUUGUAUUCGGAAUACGUAUUCAAAGAAAUGAAUACUAAAGUAUUUGAAUACUUUUAGAAUACACUUAUCCCCGUUGAUUUUUGUCAGUUUUGGAAUGCAUGGAAACUAACGUUUAAUCUUAACACAAUGUACAUAAUAAUUAAUAACGAAAACACAUGCGAAUGAUGCGAUAGGGCCAUAUAGUUUACUUAUUGUUGCCCGUCGGUUGGUGCAGCACGAGAAGUUGUCAACGCGAAUUAUAUUAGAUUUUUUAAAAAGAAUCAAACAAUAAUCACGGAAUAUUAGAUCAAUCAUGUUUCACUCAAAGAGAAAAAAUCCAUUGUUCAUGGUUCAUAAUAAUCUUAAUAUAAAAAUUUGUUUCGUAAAAAAUUUUAAAUUAUUUUUAGAGUUCAAAAAAAGUAUUUUUUAAUGAAUAAAAAUGUGAAAAAUAAAAUAUUCAGACCAGGUAUUUGAAUACUUUUUUUAAAAAUUAUUUAUUCGAUUAUUUAAAAAAGGAAUUUGAAUUUAAUUUAACUAAUUUUGUCAACGAUAUUCGAUUUUUGGAAAAAUUGUCCACUUUACGGUAUAAUUCAAAUAUUUUCAUAAAAUGAAUUAUUUGCGUGAGAUAUUUAACAUUUUAAGACAAUACUACUACACUAGAGUGCAAAUUUCAAUAUUUCAACGGAUUAUUGAAUUCAUAUUUUAUAGGCCGUUACCGCAUCCGUAAUAGAUGGCGAAGAAGUCAGGAAAAUCGGCGAUCAGUUCGGGCAAUCCGGUAUUUCUAUUGUCAACCACAUAACCCAAAUGCUAGGACUACCCGUAAAUACCACAGACACCCAGAAAUCCUACGACAAAAUGAAGUCCUUCGUUACCAGAGGACAGGCAGAGGUUAGAAUAAUUAUAUUUUAUUACGAUAGUCAUAUGAUUUUUUUUCGUUGAUAUCGAUUCAAUUUAAUUAAUAUUUGAUAUUAUUUGUCUAUACUGUUCUUGUAUGUGUACAGUGGGAAAGUGACCUUGUCACGUUAAAGGAUGUGAUAGGUAAAAAUGUCGAUCCAAGAAUAAUUGCGAAAAUCAACGAGAUAGAAAAAGAAAUCAAGAAACAAACUACAGACUCUAAAUUAUUCGAUUUGAAGAAAAUUACCGAUUCAAUUCUAUUUACUACGAAAGAUGUCGAAGUGAGUAAAGUUAUUGUAUAAUAUAACGAUUGCUGUAGCAUAUUUACAGGACUUGUUAAGGAAAUAUAUUACCCAUGCCUUUUUCACAAUUAUUUUUUUUAUAGUGUAUUGUAUUUAAAUGGCUACUGACAUAUUAUUAAAUAAAGUUUUAAAUUCGAAUUUAUUUUGCCUUUAGUCCGAAAAAUAAAAAAAUCCGAUUCUUUUGUACAAAACGUAACCGCUAUAAUAUGAACCUAACCUAAAUAGUAAAUACAUUUUUUUAUAAUUGCUUACCUAUUUAUAACUAGCUGUUUGAUUCCAAUGAUAAUUUUAGAACAUAUUGAAUCAUACAUUACUUACUCUUCUUCUUCUUCUUCUCCUUCGCCUUUAUCCCGACUAUUUCAAAUCGGCUAGUUGUAAACUUUAUACAAUAUGACCAAACUGUUUACUUCAAUAUCUUCCCGUACCUUCCCUCUAUGAAAAAUACGAAAUACGCCACUGAAUGAUUGCCUACAACUAAUAUUACUCGAUAAAACGAUAUUAAAUUGCCUUGGUAAAUAUUUGUGAACAAAUGUAUGCUUUUAAGCCCGUCAUAUUGGAGAAAUAAAUGUUCACGUUUUAAAAAUUAGGAACUUACCUAACAAAAUAAACAAUUGAAUCAAUAUGUUUCAGACCGCCAUCAACAAGGCCCUCGACGGCGUGAAGAAGCCGUGAUUAUUUUCUCGCAUACAGCGGAACAACCCAC
This is a messenger RNA of Cinara cedri, 2196 nucleotides long. Lineage: Eukaryota; Metazoa; Arthropoda; Insecta; Hemiptera; Aphididae. The record is from the annotation of a GenBank genome assembly.